AGCAACGCAUACGACGACGAGCCCCCUACCUCGGACAGCGAGAGAGAGAGAGAGAGAGAGAGAGAGAGAGAGAGAGACGAGGGAAGGGAGAAGAAGAUGAAGCCCAAGAACGGCGGCGCCGCCGCGGAGAGGAGGCUGCUGCCUAGGUGCAUAUUCCUCUGCGCCUUCAGCUUCGGCCUCGGGAUGCUCUUCUCCGACCAGUUCGGAUCGGUGCCGGAGUGGCAGAACCCGGUGGUGGCGCAGCGCCGGCGGCAGGAGAGGGAGAUGCUCGUUUCUGAAGACUUUGUUGCCAAGCCGAAACCAACUGACUAUAGAGACGUGAUGGGCGAAGUAACAAAGACUCACGAAGCCAUACAAUAUCUAGAUAAGUCCAUCGCCACUCUACAAAUGGAGCUGGCAGCUAAGCGCAGCACAAACGAGCUACUUGGCAAUGCAGAUGGCACAAGCCAGCAAAGGAAGAAGGCUUUUGUAGUUAUUGGGAUCAACACUGCCUUCAGUAGCAGGAAGCGUCGAGACUCUGUCAGACAGACCUGGAUGCCUCAAGGUGAGAAACUCAAGAAAUUGGAAGAGGAAAAGGAAAUUAUCAUCCGAUUUAUGAUAGGACAUAGUGCUACGUCAAACAAUGUCCUCGAUAAAGAGAUUGACGCAGAGGAUGCUGCUCAUCAUGAUUUUCUUAGGCUGGACCAUGUUGAAGGGUAUUUCAAGUUAUCUGCCAAGACCAAGAUAUUCUUUUCCACUGCUGUGGCGUUAUGGGAUGCUGAUUUCUAUGUGAAGGUGGACGAUGAUGUUCAUGUCAACCUUGGAAUGCUAAUCACAACCCUUGGCCGGCAUAAAUUGAAACCCCGGGUUUAUAUUGGGUGUAUGAAAUCAGGACCGGUUCUUGCUGACAAAAACGCAAAAUACCACGAGCCUGAGUUCUGGAAGUUUGGCGAAGACGGCAACAAGUACUUCCGACAUGCCACUGGGCAGAUAUAUGCCAUCUCAAAGGACCUUGCCACAUACAUCUCGAUCAACCGGCCUAUAUUGCACAAAUACGCAAAUGAAGAUGUUUCGCUUGGCGCAUGGUUUAUCGGUUUAGACGUGGAGCACAUCGAUGACAGAGACAUGUGCUGCGGAACACCACCAGACUGCGAAUGGAAAGCACAAGCAGGAAAUGUUUGCAUUGCAUCAUUCGACUGGAAGUGUAGUGGGGUUUGCAAUCCAGUUGAGAGACUAAAAUACGUGCACUCAAGAUGCAGUGAAGGAGAUGAUGCAAUUUGGAGCGCCUCAUUCUGAAGAGACGCUAACAAGUUUUCGCAGCUUCACAGGCUACGAAAUGGGUUAAUACAUUUGUGCAGACAGUAGCAGUCUCCCUGGAGCUCCGAGCUCUACAGAUCACAGUGGGAAAGGACAAGAUUAGAAGAGAUGAAAACAUAAACAUACAUCUGAUAAAGGAAUUGGCAGGAACCAGGAAGCACAAGUGCACAACUCCCCUUUUCUUUUCGCUUUCUUUGUUAGGAUGGAUCAUUGAAGAUAUGGGCAUGCAUUUUCCAGGGGAAUGUGGGAAUACAUGUUGAUUUUCACCGUACAGGAAAAAAAGAUUACAUUAAAUUAAUUCAUUCCUUAGACCUUAGUAUGAACUUUGUGAGUGUCUGAAUUCUGAACAUAGUUUUUUGUUUCUCUGGUUGGACUUUCUUUGACGAUCUCAGCAUAAGAGUGAGAUCCAAACAUUGUUCUGUCAACUUUUUA
Oryza brachyantha (malo sina) is the source of this 1728-nucleotide messenger RNA. RefSeq names its product beta-1,3-galactosyltransferase 7-like. Bases 97 to 1275 code for a protein of 392 amino acids. Lineage: Eukaryota; Viridiplantae; Streptophyta; Magnoliopsida; Poales; Poaceae. The transcript is spliced from 11 exons. Gene Ontology annotation, molecular function: beta-1,3-galactosyltransferase activity. The record is from RefSeq and is a predicted model, not a curated record. Gene Ontology annotation, cellular component: Golgi membrane.